GCUCAGUAGAGUAGUCAAAAUCUCUUUCAAGACUUUGUUUUCCGGUCAGAUUUGAUUAAAGCAAUUGUUUGUCCGUUUCUACUUCAGCUAUGUGGAGGAAGCUGGAAAUUUCCUGGUAUGAUAAGCACAACAAACUAACUUAAGAGUAGGAGGUGCAUUCAAGGAAAUGCUUUAGUCUGAGAAGUGUGGGCUGCACUCUUACAUUUUAGUUUUUGACUUUGGGCAAUGAUAAUCUUAAAUUAUGAGAAGGACUGCCUAUUUGUUAUUGGCGAUCCGGCUGUCAGUUGAAAUUUACAAGGUGCACAGCCUACCAUAUGAAACCGGGCCUGGUGGAUCUUGCAAGAACGCCAACACAGAAUAUGUCCCAGAGGGUUCUAAUCUGUGCUGCAAGAAAUGUCUUCCUGGGACCCGAUUCAGGAAACAAUGCAGUGCCACAACAGAAACAGAAUGUGAACAGUGUCCCGAAACCCAGUUCACAGACACAUAUCAUUACUUCCGUAAUUGCUUAAAGUGUCCCAAGUGUAAUGAAGACAAAGGCUUGCAGUAUUUCCAGAAAUGCUCCAAGACCACUCGGGCUCGUUGUACAUGCCAGCCUGGGAAGUACUGCAUAACUGGUUUUAAAAAACAAUCCUGUGAAGAGUGCAUGAGCUAUACAUCUUGCAAGCCUGGCCAUGGUGUCUCCAGAAACGGAUCUGCUGACUCGGAUGUCAAGUGUGAAGCAUGCCCUGAUGGGACCUUCUCUGACAUGCUCUCCUACACCCAGCCCUGCCAGAGACAUACAGAUUGUAAGGCUCAAGGCAGUGUAAUGCUACACCCGGGUAAUGCUACCUCAGACAGUGUGUGUGAAAGAUACAACCCUCAGAUGACGAUCUAUCCAAAGACACCAACUGAACCAGAGACAACUACCCUACAGGCCACCACAGUAGCACCCAACACGACCUCUACACAAAAGGAAACUAGCUCUAAGACUACUGUUGCACCAUCAGAUGACAAAUUGUCACACAAGGGGCUAGGUAAUUAUCUGUAUGUAUUAUUAUGGAGCUUCGCUGUAUUUGGGGUGCUGGCUGUUCUCAUAAUUGUGAUGUUGGUGUCAUGCAAAAUUAGACAAAGAGAUUAUAAGAUCAACAACUCCAACACAGAUUCCAAUGGAAAUUUCGAAGUGGUGAACCUCAAAGAUCCCCCAUUUACGUCUCUCACCUCCAUAUUCCGAGAACAGCAGUGUCUUCUGACAACAGGACACCACAGCAACAACAUCAGUCAGGCACAACCUUCCCUUAACGGUUACUCCGGCAACCAGGAAAACAAGCCCAUGCCUCUUCAUUCCACUACCCAGAUGAUUACAUAUCAGACCCAGCCCUCCCCUCAUCCCUCCAGCCCCCAGUCCCCAGUGAGUCCACUGCCCUCCAGCCCCCUGGUGAACUUCAACAUCACUCUCAAUGUGGAAAUGGGGAAUGGGUGCUGUUCUGCACCUUCCAGUCUGCCCACAGACUCUUUGCAAAAUAACUUCACAAACCCACCUUUUCCUCUGGGGAAGGAAGAGGAGUGUGUCAGCGUGGCACAGCAGGAGGAAGGCAAGGAGGCGUUGAUUGCAGUUCAGGAGAGUGAACAUUCUUGAAGAAGCAAAUGUUCUGUUAUUUCAUGUAUAUAUUUCAUGUACAAAGUGUAUACAUUGUUGUUGUUAGUGUAGUCUUAAAUAUGUGAAGUUAUCUAGUUUACCUAUAGUCUACAUAUUUUCUUAAUACUGCUAUAGAGAAUGUUUAAUCUUCUGAUCAAAAGCAUCAUCAUGGCUCAUGUAUAAGCCACUAUCGCCCCCUCCUGGUUAAGGAUUUACCAUCGAUGUAUUCUCUUCACCAGAAUUAAAGUACGGUGUUUAACAUGAUAAAACAAUAAUACAUAACAAAUGUAAAGA
This is a messenger RNA of Osmerus eperlanus (European smelt), 1909 nucleotides long. RefSeq names its product tumor necrosis factor receptor superfamily, member 1B (gene tnfrsf1b). The transcript has 9 exons. The record is from RefSeq and is a predicted model, not a curated record. The coding region runs from base 242 to 1615 and encodes 457 amino acids. Gene Ontology annotation, molecular function: tumor necrosis factor receptor activity; tumor necrosis factor binding. Lineage: Eukaryota; Metazoa; Chordata; Actinopteri; Osmeriformes; Osmeridae. Gene Ontology annotation, biological process: intrinsic apoptotic signaling pathway in response to DNA damage; positive regulation of membrane protein ectodomain proteolysis; regulation of T cell cytokine production.